AUGAUGUUUUCGCCGCCCUCAUCGCCAUCCGUGCUGGCAAGCACGUCACGGCACGACAUCCUCCAACCACACCAGUGGGCUAAACAGAAAUCACUUCAACUCUUUCUCGGUCAUCAGUCGGAUGAAGAGGCUGCUUCGGAUUGCAACUUUGAUUUUCAUAACGACGCUCAGGAUGAUACAGACAGCGAUAGCGAUAGUGACAGCUCGGUGCUGGGAAGAGCAAGUGGCUCGAGGGGCAGACAGAGUCUUCAGCCAGGGCGGAUCAGUGGUACACGGCCGAGGUUCAGCGCUAUCGGAAGUCCUGUCAGGAGAGCCGUAUCAGAUCGUAUUCGUGACGAAGCACCUGCGUCCGGGGACCAAGCCAGGAGACCACGGCUGGGAGCGAGUCCCAAGAAAGCAUCCACCUUUGCAACAGCAGCUACGACAAAGCAACAAGCUGCUGCAGCUGCAGCGAUACCGACCACACCGACAAAACGUCAGAAGGGCUUCCUCAUACGUGGCAACGUCACCCCUUCGCGUGCGUUCAGUAUCUUUAAAGCUGCCAAACAACGCAGUCAGCAACGUCAGGAACAUGGUCUCAUGACCCCACCCACAUCAUCACCCCUUCGACCCAUCAUCUUGGACAGCUUCGAGGAUGACUUUGCUGGCGUCGUGCAAGAGAGCCCAUCUCGCCUCCGUGCGAGACCUUCUCCUGCCUCUCUCAGUCCUUCGAAACGAUACCAUACCCUGACAUCGAGUAGCCAGAAGCGCUCAGCAUAUACCUCAUCCACAUCACGGUUCUCGUCACACCACACUUUCGAUCCUCCAUCAUCUGCAUUUGGAGGAGGCCGGAACAGCCACCUUUCUCUUCCUCACGUUUUGCAGAACCUUCGCAUCAGACGGUCUCUACACAGCAGCCGGUCCUCAUCUGCAGCAUACAGCCACCUAAUCAAUACCACCUCCUUUCUCGAAACCUUCGUCUCACCAUCCUCUUGCAUGACCCGAAUUCCCCGUAGCUGCGACGAUGACAUUCUCUCACACCCUAUCUCAGCCGCCUACAGCUACUCUUCUCGCUCUGUCAACCCAUCUGCCCAGUGGCUCGCCGUUGGAGACGAUGAAGGACGGAUCACACUCCUCGACACUCUCCCUUGGCAAGAUGAAACCGCAAAAGCACCCUCAGCCAAUCCGCAAUGGCAAGCUUCGUCAUCGUCAGCGAUCUUCGAGGUUGUAUGGAGGUUUGACGACCGCAGCAUUCUGUCAGGAUCGAGCGAUUUCGGGGUUAGGAGUUGGGAUACAGAGUAUCAGAAAUGCACGGGCAGCUUUGAAGGGCACAAUGGAAGUCCGAGGACGAUUGUCUUUGAUCCGACGACGAACGGCGAUGGAGGUUGUGGGAUGGUCUUUGCUAGUGCCGGGAGGGAUGGGAGUGUGAGGAUUUGGGAUGCCAGAGUGGGUGCGAGUGGGCAGAGCGAGGACGGAUACGGGGUGAUGAGGCCUGUGUUGACGAUCAAUGCUGCGCAUAAUUCGAUCGCACCCCGAGCUCCAGUAGGAUUGAAGGGUCGCAAGCAACUCCGAAAUGGCACUGCAACGGCAGGUGGAAGAGGGAGAAAGAAAGCGCAACAGCCUUUGCCAGCCGGCGUUACAGCCCUCUCCUACCUGCCAGACGGCGAGGGACACAAAUUGCUCAGCGGUGGAUCAGCAAACGGUAUCAUCAAGUGUUGGGAUCUUCGUCACGUCCGCAACUCCCAAUCUAGCGAUCCAGUCUCUCAGAUCGACCCACAAAGCAUCAUAGCCACCUGGGAAACACCCGAUCUCUCCCUCCUCACCCCAUCGUCCACGACUGGACUGGGCAGCUUCAAACGAGCCCAUGGAGUAUCACAGAUCCUUUCCUCCUACACCUCCCUUUACGCAUCUUGCACCGGUGGAAAGAUCUACUCCCUCCCCCUGUCCACCUUUUUGGACUCGCAUCUCACACCGUCCGAGGUGCAGACACUGUACGACCCAGUUCAAUGCCAAAACACGCUCUUUUCGCGUAUGGCGCUCUUCGAUGAUCGAUUUCUCGCUGUCGGGUGCAAUACUGGUAAUAUUGCGCUUUGGGAUGUCACUAGUCGACGAGAGCACGCAAGGAGGCAGCAGAGCGGAGAUGAAGCGGAGAGAGACACGGAGGAAGAGAGAAGAGUGGCGGCGGGGUUGGAGAUGGGUUUCGCGAGUCGGAGUCGGGAGAAUAGGAUGGCGGUGUUGAUGGAAGGUCAUGUGAAGAACACAGAGGUGAAUGCGGUGGCUUGGGCGAACGGGCCGAAUGGCCCGACGUUAAGUUCGGUUGGUGAUGAUACCAAGGUGAGGAGUUGGUAUGCGGAUCGCGCGGUGAGGGAGGAGUUGGGCAGAGCUGCUGAGGAGUGA
Messenger RNA from Ustilago hordei, 2376 nucleotides. RefSeq lists its product as uncharacterized. NCBI's taxonomy places the organism in Eukaryota, Fungi, Basidiomycota, Ustilaginomycetes, Ustilaginales, Ustilaginaceae. Gene Ontology annotation, cellular component: nucleus. Gene Ontology annotation, biological process: proteasome-mediated ubiquitin-dependent protein catabolic process. Gene Ontology annotation, molecular function: protein binding; protein-macromolecule adaptor activity. The record is from RefSeq and is a predicted model, not a curated record. The coding region runs from base 1 to 2376 and encodes 791 amino acids. The transcript has a single exon.